CCAUAGCAAAACCCAAUUUACUCAAUAAAAUGUAUUCCUUAAUUUUCACACAGUCAAGCAAAAAACUAGCAAAAACCCUUUGCUCUCCAGUUCGCCAACAAUUCAGAUUCUUCACCUCAUUUGAAAUCAAGGAGACUCCAAAGCUGAAGCUGCACUCUUACUGGAGGAGCUCGUGCUCUCAGCGAGUGAGGAUUGCGCUCAAUCUCAAAGGGCUGGAGUAUGAGUACAAAGCAGUGAACCUUUUGAAGGGAGAGCAGUUCACUCCAGAGUUUGAGAAGUUGAACCCACUCAAAUAUGUUCCGGUAUUGGAAGAUGGAGAUGUAGUAGUUGCUGAUUCGUUUGCGAUCCUUUUGUAUUUGGAGGAUAAAUAUCCUGAACAUCCUCUUCUCCCUCGGGAUCUUCAAAAGAAAGCCCUGAACAUCCAGGCAGCAAGUGUUGUCACUUCAAGUAUUCAGCCUCUUCAGAAUCUUGCUGUCCUGAAUUACAUCGAGGAAAAAAUCAGCUCUGAUGAGAAACUAGUAUGGGUUCAGCGUCAUCUCAACAAAGGCUUCGCAGAAAAAAUGCAUUCGAAAAACAAGUGUUCAUGGCUUUCCAUUCCAAGUCUACACAAUGAGCAGCAAUUACUUGAUAAAAGACCCAUUUUCAUGAGCCUGUCUUGGGUAAGCUGUCUCUUUUGAAUCAUCAACAAGAAAAUGAAUGCAUGCUUUGGUAUAUUGAGAGAACUCCAAACCAUUCCAUACCAUGGCACAACAGGAGAGGAGGAAACAAUAUCACCAUAAAUUUCAGCCAUUUUAAAUUUCCCAGAGGAAGACCAUUGUCUGAACUUUAAAAGCGAAUUCACAUAAGACCCCCAUUUCACUAGAAUACUAGAUACAAGUUUCUCACUUUCAGGAGUUGCUUCCAAGCCCAAGAGUCACCAGUUCUAGCUUGAACAUGCCAAAUAUCAUGCAUUUUUAAGUAGUUUCUAUGAACCCACUUGAUCCAUAGUAAACUUUUUUCUCACUGACAGCCCAUAUCCACGUCAAUGCAGUGGCAUCACUCUAUCCUACAACAGAGAAGAUCCCCAGACCACCCUGAUUUACACCCUUACAUAAGGACUUCCAAGCAACAAGUACACUGUUGCAUGAAUCAUGGGUGCUUCCUGAGAUGAACCUCCUGCAUACGGCAUCAACUUGUUUAAGAACACUUUUUGGUAAUACAAAGUUACUAGGCCAGUAAACUUGUAUCCCAAACAGAACACUCUUAACCAGCUGCACUUUUCCGGCAUAUGAGAGUUUCCUUGUCUGCCAACACUGAAAUUUUGUUGCAAUUUUAUUCACCAUAGAGCUGCAAUCACUUGUAGACAACCUUCUACUUACCAUAGGCAUAAUCCAUAUUGUUGACUGAAACCAGAGAGACAAUCAUCCAACAGCUUCAUAGAUGUAAAGUGAACAAUAUGGAUUAGCAUGCUAAUCCAUAUUGUUGACUGAAAACAGAGAAAAAUCAUGCAAGAGCUUCUUAGAUGUAAAGUCAUCUCUACCAAAUAACAAGAAGUCAUUAGCAAAAGUUAGAUGAUUAAUUUUUAACUGAGCACGUUUUGGCUGGAAGUGAAACAUUCUGUUGUGACACAACCACCUUGAGAGUUGAGAGAUACUCCACACUAAGGACAAAUAGGUAAGGUGAUAAGGGGUCACCUUGCCAUAAUCCCAUUCUACCAGGGAAAUAACUAUGAAGACUCCCUUUGAAAAAUGGAUAAAAUAAUCAUUUCACCCUUAAAGUAUUGAUGAACUCUUAAGUUGCUCCCUACAGUAUCAAUUUGCCUAAUUUCCCCUUAAACUAUAUAUAUACACACACAUAUAAGGAAAAUUUUAUAUGAGCUGACAGCUCAUUUUGCUAAAUGAGCUGACGCCUCUAUGACACGUGAGCUCCCUGCUAGUCACA
Asparagus officinalis (garden asparagus) is the source of this 1920-nucleotide messenger RNA. Its product is annotated as glutathione S-transferase zeta class-like. The record is from RefSeq and is a predicted model, not a curated record. Gene Ontology annotation, cellular component: cytoplasm. NCBI's taxonomy places the organism in Eukaryota, Viridiplantae, Streptophyta, Magnoliopsida, Asparagales, Asparagaceae. Bases 30 to 677 code for a protein of 215 amino acids. Gene Ontology annotation, biological process: glutathione metabolic process; L-phenylalanine catabolic process. The transcript is spliced from 8 exons. Gene Ontology annotation, molecular function: maleylacetoacetate isomerase activity; glutathione transferase activity.